AUGGGCUUUGCGAGACAGAUCCAGCUUUUGCUCUGGAAGAACUGGACCCUGCGGAAGAGACAAAAGAUGCGCUUUGUGGUGGAACUCAUGUGGCCCCUGUCUUUAUUUCUGGUAUUGAUCUGGCUAAGGAAUGUCAAUCCCCUCUACAGCCAACAUGAAUGCCAUUUUCCCAACAAGGCGAUGCCCUCAGCAGGAAUGCUGCCAUGGCUCCAGGGCAUUUUCUGCAAUGUGAACAAUCCUUGUUUUCAAAGUCCCACCCCGGGAGAGUCUCCUGAAAUUGUGUCCAACUAUAACAACUCCAUCUUGGCAAGGGUAUAUCAAGAUUUUCAAAAACUCGCAAAUGCCCCAGAGAGCCAGCACCUUGGCCGCAUAUGGACAGAAGUUCGGACAUUGUCCCAACUCACGCACAUCCUCUGGACUCACCCAGAGAGGAUUACAGGAAGAGGAAUACGAAUCCAGGAUAUCCUCAAAAAUGAAGAAACACUGACACUCUUUCUCACGAAAAGCAUUGGCCUCUCUGACUCGGUUGUCCACCUUCUGGUCACCUCUCAAGUCCGUCCAGAACAGUUUGCUCAUGGGGUCCCGGACCUGCUGCUCAAGGACAUUGCCUGCAGUGAGGCCCUCCUAGGGCGCUUCCUGAUCUUUAGCCAGCGACGUGGGGCUAGGACGGUGCGUGAAGCCCUGUGCCCGCUCUCUCAGGGCACCCUACAGUGGAUGGAAGACACCCUGUAUGCCAGUGUGGACGUCUUCAAGCUCUUCCGUGUGUUUCCCACUCUGCUAGACAGAAAUUCUCCAGGUAUUGAUUUGAGAUCCUGGGGAAGAAUAUUAUUGGAUCUGUCAUCAAGAAUUCAAGAGUUUAUCCAUAGGCCAAGCGUUCAGGACUUGCUGUGGGUGACCAGGCCCCUCAUGCAGAAGAAUGGUCCAGUGACCCUCAUGGAGUUGGGGGGCAUCCUGUCUGAUCUCUUCUGUGGCUAUCCAGAGGGAGGCGGCUCCCGGGUGCUCUCCUUCAACUGGUAUGAAGACAAUAACUAUAAGGCCUUCCUGGGGAUUGACUCUACAAAGAAAGGUCCCAGCUACUCCUAUGAUAAAAGAACAAUGACCUUUUGUAACUCAUUGAUCCAAAGCCUUGAGUCAAAUCCUUUAACCAAAAUAGCAUGGAGGGCAGCAAAGCCUUUGCUGAUGGGAAAAAUCCUCUUCACUCCAGACUGCCCUGCAGCGCGCAGGAUACUCAAGCAUGCCAACUCAACAUUUGAAGAGGUGGCACGCUUGAGAAAGCUGGUCAAAGCCUGGGAAGAAGUGGGACCCCAGAUCUGGUCCUUCUUGGACAAGAGUGUACAGAUGGCCAUGAUCAAAGACACUCUGCAGAACCCAGCAGUGAAAGACUUUUUGAAUAGGCAUGUUGGUGAAGGUUUUCCUGCCAAAGCCAUACUGAAUUUCCUAUAUAACGGUCCCCAACAGAAGCAGGUUGAUGGCAUGGCCAACUUUGACUGGAGGGACGUAUUUAACAUCAGUGACCGUGCUCUACGCCUGGUGAGCCAAUACCUGGAGUGUUUGGUCCUGGACAAGUUUGAAAGCUAUGAUGAUGAAAUUCAGCUCACCCAACGAGCCCUUUCUCUGCUGGAGGAAAACAGAUUCUGGGCUGGUGUGGUAUUCCCUGACAUGCAGCCCUGGACCAGCUCCCUACCGCCCCAUGUGAAGUACAAGAUCCGGAUGGACAUAGAUGUGGUGGAGAAAACUAAUAAGAUCAAAGACAGGUAUUGGGAUCCUGGUCCCAGAGCUGAUCCUGUGGAAGAUUUGCGAUACAUCUGGGGAGGCUUUGCCUAUCUGCAGGACAUGGUGGAACAGGGGAUCACCAGGAGUCAGGUGGAGGCUGAGGUCCCCAUUGGAAUCUAUCUCCAGCAGAUGCCUUAUCCCUGCUUCGUGGAUGACUCUUUUAUGAUCAUCCUGAACCGCUGUUUCCCUAUCUUCAUGGUGCUGUCUUGGAUCUACUCUGUCUCCAUGACUGUUAAGAGCAUCGUCUUAGAGAAAGAGUUAAGGCUGAAAGAAACCUUGAAAAAUCAGGGUGUCUCCAAUGUGGUGAUUUGGUGUACCUGGUUUCUGGACAGCUUCUCCAUUAUGACAAUGAGCAUCUUCCUCCUGACAAUAUUCAUUAUGCAUGGGAGAAUCCUCCACUACAGCAACCCGCUCAUCGUCUUCCUGUUCCUGUUGGCUUUCUCCACUGCGACGAUCAUGCAGGGCUUCCUGCUCAGCACCUUCUUCUCCAGGGCCAGCCUGGCAGCAUCCUGCAGUGGCAUCAUCUACUUGACACUUUACCUGCCCCACGUCCUCUGCUUCGCCUGGCAGGAACACAUGACGGGCAACCUGAAGAUGGCUGUGAACCUGCUGUCUCCUGUGGCAUUUGGCUUUGGCACUGAGUACCUGGUUCGCUUCGAGGAGCAAGGCCUGGGCCUGCAGUGGGACAAUAUUGGGAACAGCCCCAUGGAAGGGGAUGAGUUCAGUUUCCUGAUGUCCAUGCAGAUGAUGCUCCUUGAUGCAGCUCUGUAUGGUCUUCUUGCCUGGUACCUGGAUCAGGUGUUUCCAGGGGACUAUGGAAUCCCACUUCCUUGGUACUUCCUUCUGCAAGAGUCCUACUGGCUUGGUGGUGAAGGGUGUUCAACCAGAGAAGAAAGUGCUCUGGAAAAGACUGAACCAGUAACAGAGGAGAUGGAGGAGGACCCAGAACACCCACAGGGAAGAAAUGACUCCUUCUUUGAGCGUGAGCUCCCAGGCUCCAGUCCCGGGAUAUGUGUAAAGAAUCUAGUAAAGACUUUUGAGCCCUACGGCAGGCCAGCUGUGGACCACCUUAACAUCACUUUCUACGAGAACCAAAUCACCGCAUUCCUCGGUCACAAUGGAGCAGGGAAAACUACCACUCUGUCCAUCCUGACGGGCCUGUUGCCACCAACGUCAGGGACUGUGCUCAUCGGGGGAAAGGACAUCGAAACCAGCUUGGGUGCCAUCCGGCCGCGCCUUGGCAUGUGUCCACAGCACAACGUCCUGUUCCAACACCUCACCGUGGCUGAACACAUCGUGUUCUAUGCGCAGCUGAAAGGCAAGUCCUGGCAGGCGGCGCAGCUGGAGAUGGAAGCCAUGUUGGAGAACGCAGGCCUCCAUCAUGCAAGGAAUGAAGAGGCCCAGAAUCUGUCAGGGGGCAUGCAGAGGAAACUGUCUGUCGUCACUGCCUUCGUGGGAGACUCCAAAGUGGUGAUUCUGGAUGAGCCCACUGCCGGGGUGGACCCCUACUCGAGACGCUCAAUCUGGGACCUGCUGCUGAAGUAUCGCCCAGGCAGGACUAUCAUCAUGUCCACCCACCACCUGGACGAGGCCGACCUCCUCGGGGACCGCAUUGCCAUCAUUUCCCAGGGCAGGCUCCGCUGCUCCGGCACCCCGCUCUUCCUGAAGAACUGCUUCGGCACAGGCUUCUACCUAACCUUGGUGCGCAAGAUGAAAAUCAUCCAGAGUCAAAGAAGAGGCUGUGAGGGGAGCUGCAGCUGUGCAUCGAAGGGUUUCUCCAUCCGAUGUCCAGUCUGUAUGGACACGAUAGCUGCAGAACAAGUCUUGGAUGGGGAUGUGAAUGAGCUGGUGGAUCUAGUUCGCCAUCACGUUCCAGAGGCAAAACUAGUAGAAUGCAUUGGCCAAGAACUUAUCUUCCUUCUUCCAAAUAAGAAUUUCAAGCAGAGAGCAUAUGCUAGUCUUUUCAGAGAGCUGGAGGAGAUGCUGGCUGACCUAGGGCUCAGCAGUUUUGGAAUUUCUGACACUCCCUUGGAAGAGAUUUUUCUGAAGGUCACAGAGGAUUCUGACUUGGGGCCUCUCUUUGCUGGCCAAACUGAGCAGAAAAAAGAAAACGUCAGCUUCCGGCACUGUGGUUUGGAUUCCUUGGAGAAAUCCGGCCAGACUCCCCCAAGCUCGAGCAACUGCCCCGUGGAGCCAGCUCCUGUCCCUGAGGCCCGGCCCUCCCCAGGGCCGCCGGAGCAGUGCCCGCGCAGGACCGGGGCCCGACUGGUCCUCCAGCACGUGCAGGCGCUGCUGGUCAAGCGUCUCCAGCACUCCGCGCGCAGCCACCGGGACUUCCUGGCCCAGAUUGUGCUCCCAGCCACCUUUGUGUGUUUGGCUCUGACACUUUCCAGCGUCAUCCCUCCUUUUGGUGAAUAUCCCGCGCUGACCCUCCACCCCUGGAUGUAUGGACAGCAGUAUACCUUCUUCAGCAUGGACCAGCCAGGCAAUGUGCAGCUGACAGCAUUCGCAGAUGUCCUCCUCGAUCCGCCAGGCUUCAACAACCACUGCCUGAAGGAAGAGUGGCCUCCGGAGGGCCCCUGCAGCGACUCAGCCACCUGGAAGAUCCCCUCGGUGUCCCCACAUGUCACCCACCUGUUCCAGAAGCAGCAAUGGACAGCAGACAACCCGUCACCUUCCUGCAGGUGCAGCACCAGAGAGAGGCUCACCAUGCUCCCCGAGUGCCCUGAGGGGGCCGGAGGGCUCCCACCUCCCCAGAGAAUACAGCGCAGUUCUGAAAUCCUGCAAGACCUUACCAACAGGAACAUCUCCGACUUCUUGGUGAAAACAUAUCCUGCUCUUAUAAGAAACAGCUUAAGAAGCAAAUUCUGGGUCAAUGAACAGAGACUCAGCCCCUUCCUGAGGCAUCCUGACUCAAGUGGUCCCAAAGAUUUGGGGUCUCCAGGGAACGCUCCAUGUAAGCUGGCCUCCUGGGCCUCCCGGGAAUGGGGCCCCAUGACCAGAGAGGCGGCCAGAGAAAUGUCUACUUUCCUUAAGCACCUAGAAACUGAAGACAACAUUAAGGUGUGGUUUAACAACAAAGGCUGGCAUGCCCUGGUCAGCUUUCUCAACGUAGCCCACAACGCCAUCUUGCGGGCCAGCCUGCGCCAGGACAGGAGCCCCGAGGAGUUCGGCAUCACCGCCAUCAGCCAGCCCCUGAACCUGACCAAGGAGCAGCUCUCAGAAAUCACAGUGUUGACCACUUCGGUGGAUGCUGUGGUUGCCAUCUGUGUGGUUUUCGCCAUGUCUUUCGUCCCAGCCAGCUUUGUCCUUUAUCUGAUCCAGGAGAGGGUCAACAAAGCCAAGCACCUCCAGUUUGUCAGUGGAGUCAGCCCCUCGACCUACUGGCUGAGCAACUUUCUCUGGGAUAUGAUGAACUAUGCUGUGAGCGCCGCCCUGGUGGUGGGUAUCUUCAUCGCGUUUCAGAAGAAUGCCUACACUUCUCCAGACCACCUUCCUGCCCUCAUAGCUCUGCUGGUGCUGUAUGGGUGGGCAGUCACCCCCAUGAUGUACCCCGCAUCCUUCCUGUUUGAUGUCCCCAGCACAGCCUACGUAGCCUUGUCUUGUGCUAAUCUCUUCAUUGGCAUCAACAGCAGUGCCCUCACCUUCAUCUUGGAAUUAUUUGAGAACGAUCAGACCCUGCUCAGGUUAAACUCCGGACUGAGGAAGUUGCUCAUCAUCUUCCCCCACUUCUGCCUGGGCCGGGGCCUCAUCGACCUGGCCCUGAGUCACGCUGUGACAGAUGUCUAUGCCCGGUUUGGUGAGGAGCAUUCUUCAAAUCCAUUCCAGUGGGACCUGAUCGGGAAGAACCUGGUAGCCAUGGCGGCCGAAGGGGUGGUGUACUUCCUCCUCACGCUCCUCCUCCAGCACCACAGCUUCCGCACUGGUCGGAUUGCAAAGCCCACUGAUGGACCAGCCGUAGACGAAGAUGAUGAUGUGGCUGAAGAAAGACAAAGAAUUACUAGUGGGGGGAAUAAAACUGAUAUCUUAAGUAUAAAUGAACUGACCAAGAUUUAUUCUGGAACCUCCAACCCAGCGGUGGACCGGCUAUGUGUGGGGGUCCGCCCUGGAGAGUGCUUCGGCCUCCUGGGAGUGAAUGGAGCUGGAAAGACAACCUUACUGAAGAUGCUCACCGGAGACACCACCGUGACCUCAGGCGAUGCCACUGUAGCAGGCAAGAGUAUUUUAAUGAACAUCUCUGAGGUUCAUCAAAGUAUGGGCUACUGUCCUCAGUUUGAUGCAAUUGAUGACCUACUCACAGGACGUGAACACCUCUUCCUGUAUGCCCGACUCCGAGGUACACCACCAGAGGAAAUAGAGAGGGUAAGAAAUUUUGGUCUCCAACACUGAAUGGAAUCAAGACUCUCAGAUAAAUUCAUUGGUACCUAGGCUGGGGGCUCCUAGCGGAUGCUCAGUGAGUGUGUGCUAACCACACCCCUGCCCCCACAGGAUGAGCCCACCACUGGCAUGGACCCCCAGGCCCGCCGCAUGCUGUGGAACACCAUCGUGAGCGUCAUCAGAGAAGGGAGGGCUGUGGUCCUCACGUCCCACAGCAUGGAAGAAUGUGAGGCCCUGUGUACCCGGCUGGCCAUCAUGGUCAAGGGUGCCUUUCAGUGUCUGGGCACCACCCAGCACCUCAAGUACAAGUUUGGAGAUGGCUACAUCGUCACAAUGAAAAUCAAAUCCCCGAAGGAUGACCUGCUUCCAGACCUGAACCCGGUGGAGCAGUUCUUCCAGGGGAACUUCCCGGGCAGCGUGCCGAGGGAGAGGCACCACAACAUGCUGCAGUUCCAGGUCUCCGCCUCCUCCCUGGCCAGGGUCUUCCAUCUGCUCGUCUCCCACAAGGACAGCCUGCUCAUCGAGGAGUGCUCAGUCACACAGACCACACUGGACCAGGUUUUUGUGAACUUUGCUAAACAGCAGGCUGAGAUUCAUGACCGCCCUUUGCACCCCCGAGCUGCGGGAGCCAGCCGACAGGCCCAGGAACCAGUUCUAUAGGAAGAGGCCAAGGAAUUCUCUCAAGGAUGAACUACAUCAUGACUUCUGAACUUUCUUUCUUG
Molecule: messenger RNA, 6872 nt
Organism: Condylura cristata (star-nosed mole)
Lineage: Eukaryota; Metazoa; Chordata; Mammalia; Eulipotyphla; Talpidae
Gene: ABCA4
Product: ATP-binding cassette, sub-family A (ABC1), member 4
Exons: 51
Biological process (GO): lipid transport; transmembrane transport; visual perception
Cellular component (GO): plasma membrane; intracellular membrane-bounded organelle
Molecular function (GO): lipid carrier activity; ABC-type transporter activity; ATP hydrolysis activity
Source: RefSeq, a predicted model, not a curated record